GCAGAUAUACGCGUUCGCACCAGCUCUGUCUCGCCCAUCGUUCUUCCCUGCUCGGUGCGUCGCUAGUGCCGCUGUCUCUGGCAAUUGGGUUGGUAGUCGCCAGCCAGUAGGAAGCCUCCAAUGGCUCCCUCGUCGUUUGCUGGAGACCAGCAGCAGCAGCAGCAAUCUCAGCCUCCGUCUUCCUCUCUCUCCCGCACGACAUCUCGCGAGAGCACCAAGUCGCAUUCUUCGGGCCAUAUCUUAUCUGCAUCGCACGCCUCUAACGCCAAUCGCAAAGGUCGACAUGCAGAUCUAGAUAUCGCCGCCGAUCACUCGAACCGCGCCAGUAUUUCUAUGCCACCGCCCGCUACCCCAAAGCCUAAUACUCUUCGGUACCAAGCUGCCAGUCGACGCUCGUCCCGCCAGGACGCACCAACCUUGGCCACGCCCACGACAUAUGUGCACCCCGCCGACGCCAUGUCUUCUCAGCAGGACGGAGCUGCUCCCGCCCCCGAGGACGUCCACGCGACGCUCGACGCCCUUCGCAAGGCAACCCAGUCCGACUCCGGCAUUCCCAGUGCCAUUCGCCGAACCGAGCCCGAUUUAGAGAGCAAUAGAAUGUCUUUCUCCUCCUUCUACGGGCCAGGGAGAAGUGCUGUCACGAGCGGUCCGAGCUCGUUGGGAGGAGGAUCGGAUCAAGAUGCAAGGCAAGACGCCGCUACAACGGCCACACAGAAUCUCUCGGUUACUACCCAGAGUCAGAACGGAGCACUGUCGCCCAGUCUUAAUGGCUCAUUGCGUGAGCCACCACAGAACACCAGCUCCGCUCCCUCGGGCAACUCCUCUGGCUCGCCCGUCAACCCUCCUUCCUCUCCCGCUCAUGUCCAGGCGUCGCGCCAAGGUAGAACCAUCGCACCGAAUCGAGGGCGCACGCCUGCUGCUUCUCGUAGAGUGUCGGGCAGCAUCAAUGGCAGCGCACCGCCGAGCGUUUCACAUUCAACAGAACGACCCAACGAGGCUCCGAAGAUUGGCACGAUUGGUAUUUGCGCACUGGAUUCGAAAGCAAGAAGCAAGCCUUCUAGAAACAUUCUCAACCGAUUGGUCGGCAAAGACACUGACUUUGAGGUCAUCAUCUUCGGAGACAAAGUCAUAUUAGACGAAAACGUUGAGAAUUGGCCUGUGUGCGACUUUUUGAUAUCCUUCUUCAGUGACGGGUUCCCGUUGGAAAAGGCGAUCGCUUAUGCCAAGCUACGACGACCGUUCUGCGUGAACGACCUUCCAAUGCAGACGGUACUCUGGGACCGCCGAAUGUGUUUGCGAAUAUUGGACAAAUUGGGUGUGCCAACGCCGGAGCGCAUAGAAGUAAACCGGGACGGAGGUCCUGUUGCAUUGACCGCUGACAUUGCGGCACGAAUGAAGCACCUCACGGGAGUUGAGCUCAUAGGGUCAGACGAUGGCAGAGGUGGUGGACAACCACCGCCGGACGACGUUCACAUGGAGGAUGAUGAUGACACCUUGGUUGUAGAUGGGCACAGGCUGAAGAAGCCAUUUGUCGAGAAGCCAACCAGCGGAGAAGAUCACAACAUCAACAUCUACUACCCCAAAUCGCAGGGUGGUGGAGGUCGGCGAUUGUUCAGAAAAGUCAACAACAAGUCGAGUGAGAAGGACGACUCGCUCACUAUCCCACGCGCCGUCACCGAACCAGAGUCGUCUUACAUCUACGAACAAUUCCUUAAAGUGGAAAAUGCCGAAGAUGUCAAGGCAUAUACAGUCGGUACCGAAUUCUGCCACGCGGAAACUCGCAAGUCUCCCGUGGUUGACGGCGUGGUCAAGCGGAAUCCGAACGGAAAGGAGAUCCGCUAUGUGACCAAGCUCAACAAGGAGGAACAAAUUAUGGCUGCAAAGAUCGCUUCAGGAUUUGGGCAAAGAGUGUGUGGGUUUGAUCUGCUACGCGUUGAUGACAAAAGCUACGUUAUCGACGUCAAUGGCUGGAGCUUUGUCAAGGACAACAACGAUUACUACGACAAGUGCGCCAAGAUCCUGAAGGACAUGUUCAUUCGCGAGAAAAUCAAAUGGCAAGGAAGAGCAACUCCAAGCGACAUCGACGAAGGCGAGCAAAAAGACGGCCUCAUUCCUACAUCAAUGCCAGAUUACAUGUCGCGAAAGCCUAACACAACGAGCAGCAAAGACUUACCUAAUAGUACCGGCCAUCGUGGAGUGCUCAGUCAUGUUUUGAGAAGCCGUAGUAUCUCUCAGCUUCGAGAGAGUGUGCAUCAUGCCGCGCAGCACGUUGGUCACCCUCAUGCGGCUAAGAGCCCAAGUGGAAAGUCCAGUCCGAUCACCUCUCCGCCGACUUUGGAGCGCAAGGGCUCUUUCAGCAAGCGCAGUGCAACUGUGCCUAAUGCGAACCCAGAGAUGCUACCUCCACCGGCAGUAGGCUCCCUGGACCUGCCCAAGGACAUCCCACCUGAGCGGCCCACGUCUGCUGGCUUAGAUUCCAUUAUACACUCUGAGGCACCUUCACAUGCACCGGCACCUGCCAUCAAGAGCCAGUGGAAGCUCAAGGGCAUGGUUGCCGUCAUACGGCAUGCAGAUCGUACGCCAAAGCAGAAGUUCAAGUUUACAUUCCACACGAAACCGUUCGUUGAUCUCCUCAAGGGACAUCAGGAAGAAGUUCUGCUCGUUGGCGAGGCAGCUCUCCACAGUGUUCAGCAAGCUGUUCGCCAAGCAAUGGCCGAAGGCGUAGAGGAUAUGAACAAGCUUCGCACUCUCGCCAACGCUUUAGCCAAGAAGGGCGCGUGGCCAGGCACUAAGGUUCAGAUCAAGCCGAUGUUCAAGAAGCCCAAGGAAGGCAAAGAAGACAAGACCAAGAAAGAGAAAGAUCCAUUGCGGCAAAGCAUACCGAUGGUCGAGGACCCUGCUCAGAUAGACCAGACUGUCACCCGAACCAAGUCAAAAGAGAUGCCUAACUGGGACGAUCCGGCCGGGCCUGCUGGGCUUCGCGCGCAGCAUCGAAGCGACUCGGUGGGUGAGAUUACAAUGUCCCGAGCGGCAGCCGCUGAUCAAAAUCUUGUGUUGGACAAAUUGCAGUUGGUUAUGAAGUGGGGUGGCGAGCCGACACAUUCGGCACGGUAUCAGGCGACUGAUCUGGGAGAAAACAUGCGUGCCGACCUGACUCUCAUGAAUCGCCGAGUUCUCGAGGACGUUUCAAUCUUCACAUCAUCCGAGAGACGCGUCACUACCAGUGCAUCGAUAUUCGCCAGAGCUUUCUUGGGCCAGGAGGAUGUUGAUGAGGACCAGAUUCAUGUUCGCAAAGAUUUGUUGGACGAUUCCAAUGCAGCCAAAGAUGAAAUGGACAGGGUCAAGAAGAAGCUCAAAGGUCUGUUGCGAAAGGGCGAAAAGGCACCUGAGCAGUUCGCGUGGCCCAAGGAUGGGACACCCGAGCCUUACGUUGUCGUGCGUCAAGUGGUCGAUCUCAUGAAGUUCCAUCGCAGAGUGAUGAGGAGCAACUUUGCCAAGCUGCAGAACUCCGAAGCUGUCUCUAGUCUGGAGAAGAUUCAAAAGAGCCCGGCACACGCCAACCAAUGCAGAGAGCUCACAAGCCCGAUCACCGAGACAGCUACCUCGAAAGUGCCAUGGGAGAAUGCGACAGAUGCGAAGGCAUCCACGAUCCAGACUAGAUGGUGUACAGGCGAAGAUGCAGAACUCUUCAAAGAGCGAUGGGAGAAGCUGUUCAACGAAUUUACGGAUGCUGAAAAGGUUGAUCCUAGCAAGGUCAGCGAACUUUACGACACCAUGAAAUUCGAUGCGUUGCACAAUCGUCAGUUCCUGGAAUGGGUGUUCACCCCGAGCAAGGCCAUACUCGCUGAGGCGAUCGAAAUUGGAUCGCCCACUUUGAAGAGGACCGAGAGCGAUCAGGCCCGAGAUGAGUUCGAGCAUACACAUGAGGGGCAAGCUCCAUCUGCGUCAAACGGGCCCAGCGGAACCAGUAGCGACCUACCCGCCAUGGACAAUUUGCAAUUGCCACCACCAAAGAGGAGCGACACCGCAAGUACAAAUGCCUCCAACAUGGAGAGCAGCGUGCAAAGUCUAUCACGGCAGGGCAAGGAUGGUGAGGUGAAAGAUGAGCCCAAGCCAAGCCUUUCCCAACGACUCGGCUUCAGACGUCGGAGUGCUGACCUGCAGACCGUGGCCAAGAGUCUCGCAGCACCUCCAGUCCAGACGCAAGCCGCACACGCAGACGAUCCUUCCGCGUCAUACUUCAACCUUUUUACGGGAGGGAUGCCGGGAAACCAGUCAAAGGUCAAGCAUGAUGUCCGCCUGGAGAAACUCAAUGAGAUGUACAAGCUUUCGAAGAUUCUCUUCGACUUCAUUGGUCCUCAGGAGUAUGGUAUCACAGACAGUGAGAAGUUGGAGAUCGGUCUUCUCACAUCGUUGCCACUUCUCAAAGAGAUCGUUAAGGAUCUGGAAGAGGUGCAGGCUUCCGACGACUGCAAAUCCUUCAUCUACUUCACUAAAGAGUCGCACAUCUACACCUUGCUGAAUUGCAUCCUCGAAGGCGGUGUGCAGACCAAAAUCGCGCGGAAUGCCAUCCCGGAGCUUGACUAUCUGAGCCAAAUCUGCUUCGAGUUGUACGAAUCGGAGAAUCCUGAUGCUUGUGCACACAAUGCUGCCAAUCCUGAUGAGCCUCAACAGAAUCCCUUCAAUUACAGCAUUCGCAUCACCAUAUCUCCAGGUUGCCAUACUUUCGAUCCUCUGGAUGUGCAGCUGGAUAGCAAGCAUUGCAUUGGAUGCGCGCCUCGUCGCUCCCUUACUAACCAUGGCGAAUGGCGCACCGUACUGGAGACCCUCAGAGAGAAGUUCGAUACCGUCAAGUUGCCGAAGAGUUUUACAGCUGUCAACCUAUCAGAGCGGCACCCACAAGAGUUCUCUAAGAGUGCUGUAAAUGGUGAUGGCUUACUGACUUCGCCGACCGAUGUGGCCACGAAUGGUACUGUACCCGAUGAUGCUGGUCAGGAGCUUGGUGGCGCCGAAGAGCAAUUUGUGACGCCCGCGGAAGAGUUUGGCGAGGCGGAAGCGCAACAACAGCAGACUGCAUCGGAUGCGCUGAAUCCCAUGACUCCGGCUCAUUAGGACGAGAUCGAGGGAAAAAACAUGCAAGAUCACCCCGUCAUAUCCGACGGAACCAACAACGAGCCUCGUGACAUUGAAGAUCUGGACCCAAUGACUCCCCUGCGUCGCUACCCAACGGCACCCAGAAGGCCUCCUCAAGGAACCCGUCGACCCCGCGGCAUGUCCCACGACAUCCACUACGGUGGUCGGCGAUAUCUCCCUGCCAUCCCGGAACAAGCUUCUCCAGCUCCGGGACAGCCUGCAGCUAAUUCGGACAUCGGAGCUGCUGAGGAGGAUCGUCCACCGCCAUAUGUGCGUGAAAGCGCCAGUCAUCAGGUCCAUAGCUUCGGCAAUGUGACCAGAACAACGCCCUGCGAUGAGGAUCAGUGCUGUUAUUGUGCUUAUUGUCCUGCGAUGUGUUUGGAUUGUUUGAAGUGUUGCUGGCCGAUGUAAGAUGGUUUGUGUGGCUGCAUAGGCGGGCUUUUUGAGGUUGAGGCGGAUUGUGUUGCAUUGUAUUGCUUUGCACUGGAGAGGCUAUUGUCUUCGACGAGCGGUCGUUGCUGGGUGGAUAUUUUGGACCUCAGGACUUAGAGCAUUGUUUGAGAUGCAUUGGAGGUCGUCGUUGACAUUGGGAGGUUGGCAUCGAGCGUUUUGUCAUUGCUUGCUACACAUGUGCAUUCGUUCGCAUUGGGAAGGCGAUCGUCGUCUCGUUCUAGAUACACAUACACAUACACAUAUAUCGUAUUGCAUUACAGUGCAGCGGGAAGGGUCAAAAUGAUCUGGUUCUUUGUCCGUCAUCGA
This is a messenger RNA of Cercospora beticola, 5892 nucleotides long. It is a transcript of the gene VIP1, whose product is annotated as inositol polyphosphate kinase VIP1. The record is from RefSeq and is a predicted model, not a curated record. Gene Ontology annotation, molecular function: 5-diphosphoinositol pentakisphosphate 1-kinase activity; inositol hexakisphosphate kinase activity; diphosphoinositol pentakisphosphate kinase activity. Gene Ontology annotation, cellular component: cytosol. NCBI's taxonomy places the organism in Eukaryota, Fungi, Ascomycota, Dothideomycetes, Mycosphaerellales, Mycosphaerellaceae. Gene Ontology annotation, biological process: inositol metabolic process; inositol phosphate biosynthetic process.